CCGAGACUUCUUCUUGUUGGGCUUGCCCUGGCAUGCCUUGCCAAUGCAAUCAACAAUGACAUCGUGGAAAGGUAACGACAUCUAUAUCGGCAGACGAGAGUGGCAGCAGUAUAUCCCACGGCGUCUACUCUACAUGAGAAAACUAUCAGCUUGCUUCACUACAUUCUUUAUCCCAGUCAAGCUAACCAGACAUCAAAACGCCACGCAGACCAACCAUUGCCGCACCACCGCCAUGGCGAGGAUCAGCAGCCCUAUCCUCCUCAAACGCCUACGAGACUCCAACCUCCUCCGCAGACGAAUACUCCUCUCUCGAGCCAUAUUCAUUCUACGACACAGCAUAUCCCGUCCCCAGCGUCUCCUCGCCCACGCCUCAUCCUCAAUAUUCAGCCAUCGUAACCGUCCGAACAAGCACAUGGGUCCUCUCCCGCUCGACGACAAUCACAAGCAUCAUCCUCGAGACGUACUACUCGACUCUAACGGACAUCGAAAGCCCGGUCGAGGCAGCAACCGUGACGGAGACGACGUCCACAGAGUGUACAACCGCGUCCGGCUAUGCUUCGGUAUAUGCAAGCGGAUGCUCGUCGUCAUCGUCAUCGUCAUCGACUUCUUCGUCGUCGUCUAAGAACAUGGUCACGGUGACGUGGUCGCCAGAAGUCACUGCCUAUCCUCUGCCUUCAACUGACAAAGGCAAAAGUCCAGCUUCAACAUCAGGAUCAACAACGACGACAACAACAACAGAGACAGCAUCCAGCGGGAAGGAAACUCCGCCUGUGGUUACAGGAGGAGCACGCUCUGCUCCCCAAGCAGCCCAACUCCGCACUUUCGGUGUCGUAGCGGCGCUGCUUGCCAUGCUGCUCUGAGACCCCCUGCACCAUUCUGUCAGUUGGUUCACUUUUCGUCUUUGCUUGCCCA
This is a messenger RNA of Trichoderma atroviride IMI 206040, 912 nucleotides long. RefSeq lists its product as uncharacterized. NCBI's taxonomy places the organism in Eukaryota, Fungi, Ascomycota, Sordariomycetes, Hypocreales, Hypocreaceae. The record is from RefSeq and is a predicted model, not a curated record.